CAGUGACCCGGAGAGUGGGGGGAGGGAAAUUAAUGACUGCUUGGCUGGGCCUCCUUUUAUUACUUCCAGGAUUCUCUCCAUGGAGUGGUGGAGCAUUGUUAGCUUAAGCAAGAAAAUAACGCUGCUGCGUCUCUAGUAACGGCUAACAGGAAUUCUCUAAGAGUUCCACACGUGAGGCUUUCAGAUGUGAUACAUCACUGUAAUUAUGGUUGGCUCAUUUGGACGACUGCAGGACACAACUCCAUCCUGGAAAGGCUUUUCCCUUUUUUCACUUGGCAGUGCAUUGAUUUAAGCUCCUUUUCGUGAAGAUGGGUAUGCAAUUUUUGAGAUGCAAUUGCAUUUUGAAGUUUGAGGCUUUCCAUAAAUCCAAGGAACAACUUACAGUUCAUAUGUGCAAAGAUGAUGUUUGCCUUCUUCUGCUGCAGCGUGCAGGGCAAAAGAGAACAGGACCCACAUGUCAGUGGUCUAGGAUGGCCAGUGAAGGCGCCAACAUCCCAAGUCCUGUGGUGCGUCAGAUUGACAAACAAUUUCUGAUCUGCAGCAUAUGCCUGGACCGUUACAAGAAUCCCAAAGUACUCCCCUGUCUGCACACUUUCUGUGAGAGGUGCCUACAGAAUUACAUUCCAGCCCACAGCUUAACCCUUUCUUGCCCAGUGUGCCGCCAAACGUCCAUCUUGCCAGAGAAAGGGGUUUCUGCUCUUCAGAAUAACUUCUUCAUCACCAACCUGAUGGAUGUCCUGCAGCGAACUCCAGACAAUAGCAUUGAGGAGUCUUCCAUCUUGGAGACUGUCACAGCUGUUGCUGCAGGGAAGCCACUCUCCUGCCCCAAUCAUGAAGGAAAUCUGAUGGAAUUUUACUGCCAGUCUUGUGAGACAGCCAUGUGCCGGGAAUGUACAGAAGGCGAGCAUGCAGAGCACCCCACGGUACCUCUCAAAGAUGUAGUAGAACAACACAAGGCUUCGCUUCAAGCACAGCUAGAUGCUGUCAACAAAAGGCUUCCAGAGAUAGAUACAGCACUUCAUUUCCUAUCUGAAAUUAUACAUCAGCUGACCAACCAAAAGACCAGCAUCGUAGAUGAAAUUCAUUCCACUUUUGAUGAACUCCAGAAGACUUUAAAUGUCCGCAAGAGUGUGUUGCUCAUGGAACUGGAAGUGAAUUAUGGCCUUAAACAUAAAGUCCUGCAGACUCAGCUUGAUAGCCUAUUGGAAGGACAGGAAAACAUAAAGAGUUGUAGCAACUUUACAGCCCAAGCACUCAACCAUGGAACCGAGACGGAAGUCUUGCUUGUUAAGAAGCAAAUGAGCGAUAAGCUGAACGAGCUGGCUGUCCGCGACUUCCCACUGCAGCCUCGUGAGAAUGAUCAACUGGACUUCAUAGUGGAAACGGAUGGGCUGAAGAAGUCCAUUCAUAAUCUUGGUACUAUUUUAACCACAAAUGCUGUCGCUUCUGAAACAGUGGCCACAGGUGAAGGACUGAAGCAGACGGUGAUAGGACAGCCUAUGUCGGUCACCAUCACCACCAAGGACAAGGAUGGUGAGCUCUGUAAAUCCGGGAACGCUUACCUCACGGCUGAGCUCAGCACACCUGAUGGGAGUGUCGCGGACGGAGAAAUACUUGACAAUAAAAAUGGCACUUACGAAUUUUUGUAUACUGUCCAGAAAGAAGGGGACUUUACCCUUUCCUUGAGACUCUAUGAUCAGCAUAUCAGGGGCAGCCCAUUCAAACUCAAGGUAAUCAGGUCGGCCGAUGUGUCCCCUACCACCGAAGGAGUUAAGAGGCGUGUGAAGUCUCCUGGCAGUGGACAUGUGAAGCAGAAAGCUGUGAAAAGACCAGCUAGCAUGUACAGCACUGGCAAAAGGAAAGAGAACCCCAUUGAAGAUGACCUGAUCUUCAGAGUAGGUACCAAAGGGAGAAACAAAGGGGAAUUUACAAAUCUUCAGGGAGUAGCUGCAUCUACAAAUGGGAAAAUAUUAAUAGCGGACAGCAAUAAUCAGUGUGUGCAGAUAUUUUCCACUGAUGGCCAGUUCAAGAGUCGUUUUGGUAUCCGGGGAAGGUCCCCUGGUCAGUUGCAGCGGCCUACGGGAGUGGCUGUGCAUCCUUGUGGUGACAUCAUUAUUGCCGACUAUGACAAUAAGUGGGUUAGCAUAUUCUCCUCUGAUGGAAAAUUUAAGACAAAAAUUGGAUCUGGAAAGCUCAUGGGACCAAAAGGUGUUUCUGUGGAUCGCAAUGGGCACAUCAUUGUGGUGGACAACAAAGCAUGUUGUGUGUUUAUCUUCCAGCCAAAUGGAAAAAUAGUAACCAGGUUUGGAAGCCGAGGCAAUGGAGAUAAGCAGUUUGCAGGGCCUCAUUUUGCAGCCGUCAACCACAAUAAUGAAAUUAUUAUUACCGAUUUCCACAACCACUCGGUCAAGGUAUUUAACCAGGAAGGUGAAUUCAUGUUGAAAUUUGGAUCUAAUGGAGAAGGGAAUGGACAGUUCAACGCUCCAACAGGAGUAGCUGUAGAUUCUAAUGGAAAUAUUAUUGUAGCAGACUGGGGAAACAGUCGAAUACAGGUUUUUGAUGGGAGUGGAUCCUUUUUAUCCUAUAUUAACACAUCCGCCGAUCCACUUUAUGGUCCGCAAGGUUUGGCCCUUACUUCAGAUGGUCAUGUUGUAGUUGCAGACUCUGGCAAUCACUGCUUCAAAGUCUAUCGAUACUUACAGUAACAACUGCGGCGGCUCCUGCUCAAGAAGUUACUAGCCUCUGAGGGCCAACAUAGAUCUUUUUGUGUGUGUAGGAUGUCUACUUCUUAAAUAUUUCAAUUUUAAUACUGAAGGAGUCUCCAGUUUUUGUUUUUUUUUAAUUUCCAGACCUACCUUGUUUACAUAGGACUUGCACCUCAUACGUUAAGCACUGAACUGAUUAUAAGGAUUAAUAAAUAAGACCCUCUUCCCUCCCCACUGAAUUUAGAGACAAUGGGAUACUAGACAUGUGAACUGCAGCUUGUAGAUCAGGCGUUCAUGUAAUUGACUGGGGGGGGGUGAGGUUCUGAAGGAGGGAAAAGAAUUUUAAAAGCAACAUGAUCUAAAGCGUUUAUUUAACAUGUGAAUGGGAGCACUUGUUUAAAGCUUCCAUUUUUGGAAAUUGUUACUGUAGAGCAUUAUUUAACCCAGCAGGAAGUCUGGGAGUCUUCUAGAUCGCAUAGCGCUAGUAAGUAUUACACUUGUAACAUUCUUCAGUCUUAGUAACUGUAAUGAGUAGUUUCUUUUAGUAAAGAGAUAUGGUUAGCCCUUCCUGUCAGACCUAACACAGCUUAACUUCUAGCACUACAAAAAUCAAUGCAAACUUCUUGCCCUCUGUGGGAUUGAUGUACAUGUUUAUCAAUUUUCCUACUGCUCAGUGUGUGUUGUAGGGAUUUUCCCGGAAACCUGAAACUUCUAAAAAGCUAUGGGAAUAUAUUCCAAUAGGGAUAGAUUACUGCUGGCACUUCAUAAAACCAGUUUCCUAUUAGCGCUGUACUGAUUCAUUAGAAAGUUAAUUGCCAUUAUGUCAACCUCGCUAGCUUCACACCUGACACCCGUGUUUCAGACAGCUUCUUGCUAUGGUUUAUGAAAGCAAUCAGCUUUGUUCCAAUUGCCCAUUUUCACAUAGGAUAAUAAGCCACACAUGUACCACAUCUGAGGGCCUGCCUUGUGCAACCAAAGGAGAGUUUGGUGGUCGACAGUUUUUUUUGUUUGUUUCAUUUUGGGUAAAACCAAGGGUUACCAAAGCAGGUGUGCAUUUGUUUGAAUUCCAGAAAGACUGAGCACCAGAAUUAAUUGAACAAGUCUUGGAAGAUCCUUAUGAGUGCGAGAGUGUUCUACAGAGGGAUUUCAAAAACUGUUCAUGACUUCCUCCCUCAUAUGCGCAUGUAGUGUGGGGAACAAAAGAACAAGGAGCAUAAAUGUACAAGGAGCAUAAAUGUAGGUGAUAACAAACAGGAAUGUGCAUAACCCUGUGUAUGAGAGAAUAUUCUGAAAGGGUCUAUUUCCCUCUCUUCCCCUUCCCACAUACAAGUCUUGCAACUUAUAAUUAUCAGAUUCACCUCAGUGCUUGCAAUGUGUUUUCUCCUUUUGCUUAAGUUAUUUCCAUCAAAUACACUUUUGCCUACGUUGUUACAUCAAGUGAGAAGAAAAAUACAUUUGACAGCAGUGUGGGGUCACGAAUUGCCUCCGGCCUUACGCAAGAAGAUUCCUGAUGGUGUGGUUCGUGAAUCCCAAAUUUUACGUUUUUCUUCUUGAUCUUUAGUUUGACCUAUCAGGGUGGAAUCUUAAUAUCAGCCAGCCUGCACUUUUGGGGUGGGUAGAGCCUUAAAACAUUUAAAUAAUGAGUACAAUGAGAAGACUUGCAAAAAUGAAGAUUAUUACCUACUUUGCCCACAAUACAGUAGCUAAAAAGUUGGUUGUUUUAAACUAAGGAAUAGAUAAGCACUGUUUAAAGGCUUUUACUCCUUCUCACUUACUGUUAUAAAAUAAACAUCUUAAAUGAGUAAUGCUAAGAAUCUAAAUUUAUGGUUCCUGGAUUAAUAUUUUUGAGUGUCUGCAAAGGCAAUAGACAGACACUGCAUGCUAUUAGUCUCAGACACUGAACCACCUUGAAAUCUAUUUAAAUUCUUUGUGAAAAGGGAUAUCCUAUUUACAAUUUUAUAUGUAUUUAUUAAGCCAUGCAAGCAAAAACAAAACAAAAAAAACCUUAAGUUGUCUCGUAAUUGUUAUUGAACUUUUAAUAUAAAGGAACUCACAAACUGUUAAGUAUGUUAUUACUAUAGACGUAAUUCACAACAUAUUGUCAAACCAAUCUGGCUUAAAAUUUUAGAUGCUUAUGCUUUUAUAAACAUGUUCUUGUGACAAAAGGAAAUAUUCACUUGAAUGUUACUGUUCUUAGUUCGGCAAUUUCUUAAACUGGAUCUAGGAGCACAACUGUCCAUCAUGAUACCUUCUCACUUCAAGUGAAGAUCUGUGCUCACAUCUCAAUGGAAUUUUUGUAGGAGCCCUUCCCAGUGAAUUGUAUUAGGGAAGCAUCCAAACUUAAAUUGUUAUAAAUUCACACUUGGAGACCAUUUCAUGCAUGCGGACAUUGUCCUUCAAAUGCUUUCCUAAAGUAAUUGUUUCUUAAUCCUAGUAAAUAAUACCUUAGUAAUGUUGUAUGUACUACCAACUCAAAUUUUAAUUAUUGCUUAUUUCCUUUACAACAAAGCUAACAUAUGUUAAGGGUAAUGUGGCCUUUCCCUCAAUAUCUAACUUUUUUU
This is a messenger RNA of Podarcis muralis (Common wall lizard), 5266 nucleotides long. NCBI's taxonomy places the organism in Eukaryota, Metazoa, Chordata, Lepidosauria, Squamata, Lacertidae. The record is from RefSeq and is a predicted model, not a curated record.